ACAUUUUGAUACUUAUAUGUUUUUAUUGAGAAAAUAUCAAGCUUGUAAUAAGUCUCUCAUACAAGAUAUCCUAAAAAAGAAUUGCAGUUUAUGCAGAGAAUAGAAUCAAAUUCUCCUUCCAAAAACCCCACCUUUUUGUUUUCUACCAUUUCUUUUGAACACCACUCAAUUUUUGUUCCAUUUUUAAUUCAACCAAGAUCAAAUAUAGUAAUAGUAUCCCCACCCAAAGUGCAAUACAACUCUAAAAUAACAUCAUCAUUAAAAAAAAAUGUAUUACUAAAAAACAAAAAGCCAAUCGAAACACAUAUCUACAUUUUUCGUUCUAUGCUUAUCUCAGCUGUUCAUCCACUGAUUAAUAUUAUUGACCACAUAUAGUAGAUUGAAAUGAGUGGUUGCGAUUGCAGCAACACCAUUUUACCAAUGGAGAGAAUCCAAACCAUCUAAAAACAUAGAUACAUUCUAAUUUGGGUAGGUGCCGCCUAUUGGGUCGGUGCCACCCCACAUGAGAGGAUCCGAAUCCGAUACACUCGUACACAAACAAAAGCACAAAAAUCAAAAACCUCUUUCUAUCCCUAGUCUAUAGUUACAUAAGAGAUGAUUUCUCUAUAAACUUUUCUUCUCUCUCGUGAUGUCAACUAUCAUCAUAGUAUCAUGCAAGUAGUACCCCUUUUAACCUCACAACAUUUGUUUUGCUAUACGCCAGCUAAUUCAUUGCAUUCAUUCAACCACAUCACCAACCACUCUUUCUCUCUCUAAAAUAUUUUAACAUUUUAUCCUCAGAUCUCUAAUAUCUUUGAAACCUAUAUAUAUAUAUAUAUACACUCUUUGCACUUUUGAUUUUACACCAACCCAUAUAGUUUUCUCUUCAAAAACAGAGUCUUUUUAUUGAGAAAAUGGCAAAUGGGUUGGAAAAUGAAAGUGGGGUGUCAAUGUUGUUUAGUGAGGAAGAGUUGAGAGAGAUGAGUGGAGUGAAUUUUUUUGAUGAUUAUGUUGAAGUUAUGUGUGGUUGUACUAGUCAUAGAUAUGGUGAUGCUGUUGGUAGACUUAGGGUUUAUCUUAGUGGCUUCCUUCAAAUUAUUUGUGAAUGCACCCCUGGUUGUCAAGAAGACAAGUUGACUCCUUCUGCAUUUGAGAAACAUUCUGGAAGAGAGACGGCAAGGAAAUGGAAGAAUAAUAUCUGGGUUAUAAUUAAUGGUGAGAAGGUUCCAUUGGGCAAAACAGUACUGCUCAAAUACUACAAUCAAGUGUUAAAAGGUGCUAAUAGCUCUCAGAGGUCCCUAAGUGGACGUGUUGGUCACCGCGAUGAGUUUGUUCGCUGUACUAAGUGUAACAAAGAGCGUAGAUUUCGUCUGAGAUCUAAAGAGGAAUGUCGCAUUCACCAUGAUGCUGUGGCAGAUGCAAAUUGGAAGUGUUCUGAUCUUCCAUAUGACAAGAUAACAUGCGAUGAUGAAGAAGAACGAGGAAGUCGAAGAGUUUACAGAGGAUGUGGUCGAUCUCCAACAUGUAAAGGUUGCACUUCUUGUGUGUGCUUUGGAUGUGACAUCUGCCGCUUUUCGGAUUGCAGCUGCCAGACAUGUACUGACUUUACUAGCAAUGCAAAAGCUUGAUUCUGAGUCCUUAGCAAUGGCACUGUGUUCCCAAUACUUGUUCUUAUGGGCUGGUUAUGCCUAUAGAAAACUAGAAAUGCUUAAUUUUCCUAAUUGGACAUCACCAGUGUGAUGAGUUCAUCAUCUUUCAUUGUUCUCAUUUACUGGAUCAUAAAUUUCAAUGUUAACAAUUUAUUCUCUUA
Molecule: messenger RNA, 1789 nt
Organism: Trifolium pratense (red clover)
Lineage: Eukaryota; Viridiplantae; Streptophyta; Magnoliopsida; Fabales; Fabaceae
Product: protein ULTRAPETALA 1
Exons: 3
Coding region: 894-1607 (237 amino acids)
Cellular component (GO): nucleus; cytosol
Source: RefSeq, a predicted model, not a curated record